AUGGGGGCUCGGUGGUACGUGUCACCCAUCUUCCCAGGACCCCCGCUGGGGCUGCUACUGCUCCUGACCAUGACGGCCCUGGAGAGCUCCUCCCUGCGUCUCUUGGGCUACCCGAAGCCCGUCUGCUCCCAGCCGGGGCUGAACUGCAGUGUCAAGAAUAGUACCUGCUUGGAUGGCAGCUGGAUCUACCCUCAAAACCUGACCCCCUCAUCCCCCAAAAAUGUCAUCACGCAGCUGAAAUUUGCCCACACCCAUGAUGGAGAUCUAGUCCCUGUGGUUUUCAUCGAAUGGACAUUGCAGACAGAUGCCAGCAUCCUCUUCCUGGAAGGUGCAGAGCUCUCUGUCCUGCAUCAAGGCACCAAUGAGCAUCUGUGUGUCAAGUUUGAGUUCCUCUCCAGAUUGACGCAUCAUCACAAACGGUGGCAUUUUAACUUCAGCCAUUUCGUGGUGGAACCUGGCCAGAAGUAUGAGGUGAUCGUGCACCACCUGCCCAAGCCCAUCCCCUUUGGGGACCCAAACCACAAGUCCAGAAACUUCUCUGUGCCUGGCUGCAAGCACCCCACGAUGAAGAUCACCACACCAUGUGUGAGAAUAGGCAGCUUGUGGGAUCCCAAUGUCACACUGGAGAAGCUAGAAAACCAUCAGUUGGUGGUGAGCUUCACCCUGUGGAACGAAUCCAGCGACUAUGGUAUCCUGCUGACCAGUUUUCCGCACAUGGAGGACCACUCUUGCUUUGAAUCCAGAAAGCAUAUUCCCGCGCCCAGCCAGGAGAAUUUCCAUCGGCGCUGCAAUGUCACACUGCCUCUCAGCAACUUCAGUGGAUGCUGCCAUCAUCAAGUGAAGAUCCAGCCUUUCUUCAGCAGCUGUCAGAACGACUGCCUCAGAUACACCGUGAGCAUGCGCUGCCCAGAAGUUCCAGUUAUUUCAGAGUACAUGCCGCUGUGGGUGUAUGGGAUCAUCACUGGUGUCGCCAUCCUGCUGGUGGGCUCCGUCAUCCUGUUCAUCCUCUGCAUGACUUGGAAGCUGUCUGAUGCUGUGCCGGCAGCUGACCUGAAGCCUCCAUCCCUGAAGCCACGGAAAGUGUGGAUCAUCUACUCAGCUGACCAUCCCCUCUACGUGGAUGUGGUCCUAAAGUUCGCCCAGUUCCUGCUCACUGUCUGUGGCACCGAGGUGGCCCUUGAUCUGCUGGAGGAACAGGUUAUCUCCGAGGUGGGAAUCAUGACCUGGGUGAGCCGUCAGAAGCAGGAAAUGGUUGAAAGUAACUCCAAAAUCAUCAUCCUGUGCUCGCGAGGCACCAGGGCCAAGUGGCAUGCCAUCCUUGGCUGGGAGGAGCCUGCCAUCCAGCUGCGGUGUGACCGCUGCAAGCCUGCUGGGGACCUUUUCACGGCAGCCCUGAACAUAAUCCUUCCAGACUUCAGGAAGCCAGCCUGCUUUGGCACUUAUAUCGUCUGCUACUUUAGUGGCAUCAGCAACGAGGGUGAUAUCCCCGACCUCUUCAACAUCACUUCCAGGUACCCACUCAUGGACAAAUUUGAGGAGGUGUACUUCCGCAUUCAGGACCUGGAGAUGUUUGAACCCGGCCAGAUGCACCGUGUUGGGGAGCUCACAGGGGAAAACUACCUGCAGAGUCCUAGCGGCUGGCAGCUCAAGAAAGCCAUGGAGAGAUUCCAGGAGCAUCAGAGUCAGUACCCUGAUUGGUUUGAGCUGGAGAACCUCUGUUCAGCUGAUGACCAGGACCUGCCGUCCCUGGAUGAAGAGGUGUUUGAGGAGCCGCUGCUGUUAUCAGAAAGAGGGAUCGUGAAGCAAAAGCCCCUCAUGCGGGAGCCUGCCUCCAAGGACUGUCUGGUGAUGGAUCUGCUCAUUGACAAAGAAGAAAGAAGAGUCUCGAGGCUAGAACCUCAGAUGCAACUCCAGGGAGAGCUGGCAUCCCAGACCCUUCAAACGAUGGUGCUCCCUGUGGAGAGGGUCCCUCCCGCCCAAGCAGUGCAGCCCACGCCUCUCCCUGAUGGGAGCAGCACAGCCAGCCGGCUGGACAUGGUGGAGGAAGGUGAGGCCUACCCAUUGUUGGAGGCCCCUGGCCCACAGCGAAACAAUGUCCUUUUCCUCCCUGUGGAUGCAGAGGCCUCUCCUCUCUGCAGCACUCCAAUGGUGUCACCCAACCACCUCCCAGAUGAGGUAAGGGAGCAGCUUGAGGGCUUGAUGUUCUCCCUUUUUGAGCAAAGCCUGAGUGGUCAGAUCCAGGAGGUCCUCAAAGACCCCCACACGCCCUAUGAGGAGGAACAGAGGCAGUCAGUGCAAUCCGACCAGGGCUAUAUCUCCAGGAGCUCCCCACAACCUCCUGAUGGACUUACUGAAAUGGAGGAAGAGGAGGAAGAGCAGAACAUGGGAACAACAGCUGAACAGCUCUCUCCUGAGGACCUGGAGAACUUGAGGAGCCUCCAACAACAGCUCUUCUUCCAAGAGCUUCAGAAGAGCUCUGGCUGGGACAGUGUGGAACCGGAGAGGCUGCCUGAAGAAUGGCAGGCAUCCUUGUAG
Messenger RNA from Chrysochloris asiatica (Cape golden mole), 2535 nucleotides. RefSeq names its product interleukin 17 receptor A (gene IL17RA). The transcript has 11 exons. NCBI's taxonomy places the organism in Eukaryota, Metazoa, Chordata, Mammalia, Afrosoricida, Chrysochloridae. Gene Ontology annotation, molecular function: interleukin-17 receptor activity. The coding region runs from base 1 to 2535 and encodes 844 amino acids. The record is from RefSeq and is a predicted model, not a curated record.